Molecule: messenger RNA, 1420 nt
Organism: Daucus carota subsp. sativus
Lineage: Eukaryota; Viridiplantae; Streptophyta; Magnoliopsida; Apiales; Apiaceae
Exons: 4
Coding region: 245-1282 (345 amino acids)
Cellular component (GO): chloroplast thylakoid membrane
Molecular function (GO): protein binding
Source: RefSeq, a predicted model, not a curated record
CAUUCAUUUAAACAGUGCCACGUCUUGGUUUCGUUUCUGACAAGACUACCCUCCAUUCUUCUUCACCGUAUCCAAACCAUCUACAUAUCCCAAGGGUAAUACCGUCUUUCCACAAUCAGUACCAUCAAUGGAAAAUAUCAUAGCAUGCAAACUAAACCAAAUCUCCACUCCAAAAAAUAUUAAAAAAAUCAAACACUUGAAAAACGCCGUCGUUCCGGUGUCAGAAUCUCCGGUCCCGUAAAACAUGGCCGCCGCCGGAAACUUAUCGUUACUCGACAUAAUCUCUCCGCGAACAAUUAUAACCGACCGAAAAAACCGCGCCGAACUGCUGCUUAACCUGUUCAAAAAGGAGUCUUUAUCUCAACAAUCGCCGAUUCUUAAUCUCAACGCUCUGAUCGCCUCGAACGGCUUCGAAUUCGAUAAACAUAGCGAAAUCAAGAGAUUAAAUCGGAGCGGAAAGGUGAAUUCGAAGGUGAAUAAUGCGGUGGAUUACGAGAGCUCGAGCGACGAUGAGAGUAAUGGAAUUGAUGAUGAUGAGGUGGAUAGUUAUGAUUGGGAGAAGGAGAUGAAGAAGAGAGUAAAAGAGAUUCAGGAGAUGAAGGAGUUGGAGAAGAAAGCGGAGGAAUUGGUGAGUGAAAUUGGGGAGGAGGAUGGGGAGGGGAGUGGAGAGAGUGAGGAGGAGAAGAAGAUGAGAGUUCGAAAAGAGCUCGAGAAGGUGGCGAAGGAGCAAGCGGAGAGAAGGAAAACUGCUGAGUUGAUGUUUGAUUUGGGUCAGAGGGCGUAUGGGAAGGGUAUGUAUGGGCGUGCCAUUGAAUUUUUAGAAGGUGCACUCACUAUUAUUCCCAGGCCUACUUUGUUUGGUGGUGAGAUACAAAUAUGGCUUGCGAUGGCUUAUGAAGCUAAUAACCGACAUAAAGAUUGCAUUGCGCUUUACCGCCAGCUAGAACUUAAACAUCCGAGUUUUAGUAUUCGGCGCCAAGCUGCUGAACUUCGGUAUAUAUUGCAAGCACCAAAGCUUAAGAUAUCUCAGGAAGAGAUGGUUACCAUCCCGCUUAUAGGUUCAAGUUACGACAACUAUGCAGGAACAUGGAAUGAUAAAUACAAGGAUAGUGAUGGUAGAUUAAACCGUUCGACGACAAACCAACUGCCUUCAAGCAAAGACUUCGUCGGGGACUUUUUGGUGUGGCGGCCACCAGUUGAUUUGGAGAAGAAUCAGGCUUUCUGGGUGGUCUUGACAUUAUGGCUGGGUUUGGUUGGAGCUGCUCUUUUUAUUCAAAAAUAAAGUGUAAUAAUUGUUUUCACUAAACAAUCUAGUUUAUAUGUAAAAGUAUAUAAAUAGUACAUAUGUUCUGUUUAUUUUAAUGUUCAAUGUAAUUAUAUGCUGUGAAUAUAAAAUAUUGUGUAAUACUCUUGAGGUUUA